This is a messenger RNA of Trypanosoma cruzi, 3168 nucleotides long. Its product is annotated as glycosyl hydrolase-like protein, putative. NCBI's taxonomy places the organism in Eukaryota, Euglenozoa, Kinetoplastea, Trypanosomatida, Trypanosomatidae. Gene Ontology annotation, molecular function: alpha-glucosidase activity. Gene Ontology annotation, biological process: carbohydrate metabolic process; N-glycan processing. The record is from RefSeq and is a predicted model, not a curated record. The transcript has a single exon. The coding region runs from base 1 to 3168 and encodes 1055 amino acids.
AUGAGGCGGCGUGGGGCGAUAUUUCGACGUGGGACACGUCGCAGAUUUCGAUGGACUUUACGCGUUUUUAUUUUUGCGUUGCUGCUCCUGACUUUUAUCGUUUUGUUCAACGGACCCUUUUUUACGCUGCCACACUAUUUUUACUUUGCUGGCAAAGGAGCCGUCGAGAUGGGGCCUUCUUCUCCGGCAACGGCAACGUUGCGGGAGGUAGGACGGGAGCCACAGCGAGUGCGGCGCCCUACAAAUGUGAUGACAGAUGUUCCUUUAAACAUUCCCACUGAUGCCCCCCAGGAAGGUCUGCUGUGGCCCCACCAACGCCACGAUUUGGAUGCCUUGUACUCCACUCAAACAUGCAAACUGGUGGCUGAUGGACCAAAUGAGGCCAAUGAAGGGGAUGUAUUGAUGCGAGUGCGGUUAUUUAGACCGAAUUGCCGACAGAGAGUCCAUGGAGGAGGCGAAGGGAAGGUGAGGAAAGGGCCAUGUGACGACAGUGCACAUCCUAUUGUUGGACUCAUGCCACAUCAGUCGGCCGCAUCGUUUUUCCCGGAGGAGGUUUUAAUGGAUGAGACAGACGUGCAAGUUGGUCCUAGCACUUUACGGAGUAUUGUGGAGGAGGAAAAGGAAGAGGGAGAAGAGAAGGGAAUGCGGUGGUGCGCCUCUCCCACGGCGUCACCGUCACUGCGAUGCCGUCUACGUUGUCGUGGGGAUGCGGAAGGAAAAUCACGCCUGGUAUGGGAUUCCGGGGAGUUUUUUGUAGGCAUCUCUCUACGCAUGACGGCUACGCAAGACGAAUUAUCGAGUGGUUUGGAUGCUAACUUUUCUUUUAAUCCGGAGUAUAAAAUGCGUUUUUUUGGACUUCCAUUAUCCCAUGCGUCGGGACUUCGUCUACCAGACGACGGUGAGUAUCGUCUCUUUAACCAGUUUCACUUAAAUCAGACACUCUUAUCGGGGACAAGGAUGCAUGGUUCCGUUCCACUUUUGUACGGUAUUGGACGAGCGCCAAUUCGUUACGGUAAAAAGUCGUUGUAUGGACAGCGACGACGUGCAAUAGGCAUUCUUUGGCUAAAUGGUUCCCCAUUACACGUGCGUACGGCUACAGGAGGCGUUGGCGGAGAAACGACCCUAUCCUUUAGGAGCACAGCCGGUGCGACUCGUGUGUAUCUGUUGCCGGGACCCACAGCCGAGGAUGUUCUUUUGCAGUAUUACACUUUGACGGGGUUUCCAAUGAUGCCGCCGCUCUUUGCAUUGGGCUACCAUCAUGCACACCGUGGGUACGGGAAAAUGGAUGAACUGCUGAAUGUGAGCGCUGCCUUCUUACAGGCACAAAUACCAGUUGACACACUGGGCAUUGGCUUGCAUUACAUGCGCGGUAAACGAAUUUUCACGUGGAACUUGACACGUUUCUCGAACCCUGUGAAAUUACAGGAUGAGCUCUGGCGUCAUGGUGGAAGAUUUAUGGUUCUUUCCACGGUGCCAUAUGUACAGGUGGAUCCACGCUUUUCGCUUUACAUUGAGGGAAAGCGACACGAGUACUUUGUCAGAACAAAUGCGGAUUCAGACGAGAUUUUUAUAGGAUUUUCUGAGUCUGGUGCAAACGUAUGGAUUGACUUUCUCGACUCCCGUGCACGGCACUGGUACGGUGGUCUGAUGAAGUACAAGCGUUUUCUUGGUUCCACAAACCACACUUUUUUUUCAUUGGAGGAAAAUGAGCCCUUUUUGCAGGGUGGAGUGCGGGGAACGCUUCCGAUGGACGCGGGGCACCGUGGGGCCGUUCCGCAUGAAGUUAUUCAUAACCUGUAUGGCAUGCUGCACGCCAUGGCCGCUUACGGUGGCCAACUGCGACGAACACAAUUCUACCGCCGGCCAUUUCUCAUUACACAGUCCUACUUUGCUGGAACACAGCGUCACGCAGCGGUGCGUCUGGGGUACAACGCGGCUUCCUGGGAACAUCUGCGUUCCAGCGUAGAGCUGUGUCUGGCGCAUAGCAUUGCAGGCAUUUCUUUUGUCGGUGCCGACGUUGGAGGAUUUUACUUUCAGAACGUUGAGGAAGAGUUAUUAGUGCGGUGGUAUCAACUCGCUGUGUUUUACCCGCUUUUUUGCACGGAUGCCAACGAGAACGCACCGUUACGUGAAGUGUGGCGUUUGGUGCCCCAUGUGCGCGCCCGCAUUCGUGACGCCGUGCAGUUCCGUUACGCUCUUUUGCCAUAUUUGUACACACUUUUUUGGAGAGCCCAUUUGGAUGGCGAGUUAAUCAUUCGUCCUCUUUUCUUUGUUUACCCGCAGGACCCUCUUGCGUACGUUGAGCCGACGAUGCUGGGCCAACGGUUUUUUCUCGGUCCACACCUCUUUGUGGCACCGGUGUUAACUUCAGUGGGAACGAGGGAUGUGCUGCACACAGUUCAGAUACCGCAGGAGGAUUUAUAUAAUUUUUGGUCGGGCGAAUUUGUGGCGGCGGGAACGACAUUGCGGGUUUCAAAGAACAUUUCAUAUUCACACCUGCCGGAGGAGGAGAUCACACCGCUUUUUCAGCGGGUAGGAACCGUUCUUCCUACAUUUACGAACACGAGUGGGAUGCGCAGCACGCACGACGCGGCGAACUACACUCUAACGGUGACGCUCCCACGUUUGGAACCGUUUUUCUCGGGAGGAGGAGAAUACGGGGGCAGUGGAAUUAGCGAUCAAAUUCUUGCGCAGGGCGAUUUAUUUGUAGAUGACGGUAGUCGACACAUCAAUUAUCAUGGCCGCAAUGCCAACUAUCACGCAUUCUGUGCCCUUGCCUUGGAGUGCGUUCUUUUUCCAGGGAAAGGUGACCUUGUUCUGAGGUGGAGAGCCAUUGCAAACUCGUCAUGCUGUGAUGUACUCCACGUGCUUCGGAGUAGCACGACAGACGUGACAGAUGGAGAAUCAUUUCUCUUGACGCGUCUGCGUUUCAUGUUUGCCACGCCUGAGGAGAAGAAGCACGUGACGCUUGUUGAGUCUCUGGUGGACGAUCAGAGAAUGACGCUUUCGCUAGGUGGGAGCAAGCCGUCAUUAUUGGAGGUUUCUGGUGUGGCGCUGCCACUGCUGGCUGGGGAUUGCCACGGGAAUGGUGCCGACAGCCGAGGCUCCUCACGGCCGGUGGGGGAAGUUCACCUAAAAUUGAAUUUCUCACACGACUCAUGGCCUUGA